UAGGCCUUGGAGGAGCUGUGGUUGUAACACUCUACAAGAUGGGUUUUCCGGAAGCCACCAGUUCGUUUAGAACUCAUCAAAUUGAAGCGGCUCCAACCAACUCUGCAAGUGAUGGAUUUAAGGCAAAUCUUGUCUUUAAGGAGAUUGAGAAGAAACUUGAAGAGGAAGGGGAACAGUUUGUGAAGAAAAUCGGUGGUAUUUUUGCCUUCAAGGUGAAAGAUGGCCCUGGGGGUAAAGAGGCCACCUGGGUGGUGGAUGUGAAGAAUGGCAAAGGAUCAGUACUUCCUAACUCAGAUAAGAAGGCUGACUGCACAAUCACAAUGGCUGACUCAGACUUCCUGGCUUUAAUGACUGGUAAAAUGAAUCCUCAGUCGGCCUUCUUUCAAGGGAAAUUGAAAAUCACUGGCAACAUGGGUCUGGCUAUGAAGUUACAGAAUCUUCAGCUUCAGCCAGGCAACGCUAAGCUCUAAGGAACUCCCUUUGGCUACUUUGAAAAUCAAGAUGAGAUAUAUAGAUAUAUAUCCAUACAUUUCAUUGUCAGAAUUUAGACUGAAACUACACAUUGGCAAAUAGUGUGGGAUAGAUUUGUUUUUAAAUGGGUGUGACCAAUCCUGUUUUUCCUAUGCUCUGGGUGAAUAGAGCCUGAUGGUAGACUACUGCUUUGCGGAAUUGCAUACAACUGUGCAUUACAAAGUUAAUAUGGUAAUUAUGGUCUGGGGUAAAAUUGAGUUUC
This is a messenger RNA of Cercocebus atys (sooty mangabey), 733 nucleotides long. Its product is annotated as non-specific lipid-transfer protein-like. Gene Ontology annotation, cellular component: cytosol. The coding region runs from base 39 to 470 and encodes 143 amino acids. The record is from RefSeq and is a predicted model, not a curated record. The transcript has a single exon. NCBI's taxonomy places the organism in Eukaryota, Metazoa, Chordata, Mammalia, Primates, Cercopithecidae.